Molecule: messenger RNA, 444 nt
Organism: Rhagoletis zephyria (snowberry fruit fly)
Lineage: Eukaryota; Metazoa; Arthropoda; Insecta; Diptera; Tephritidae
Source: RefSeq, a predicted model, not a curated record
AUGGAUCAGACCCCAAAGCAAACUGGAAGUAGGCGUGCUGUGCCCAACAAAACUCAAGCUGCCCCAACCGACAGUGAGGAGUACGAAGUGGAGAAGGUGCUCAGCAAAAAGGUGAUCGACGGCACGGUGCAGUACCUGAUCAAGUGGAAGGAAGAGGAGGGCGGCGAAAAGUGGGAGAACAGUUGGGAGCCGGUUGAAAAUCUGGUUUCAUUUGAUGAGCUGAAGCUGAUGAGUGCUGCCAAUAUAAAGAAGGUCAAAGAGGAAAUUAACACCUGGAACGAGUGUUUCGUUCAGAAUCCAACUUGUGAUGAUGAGGAUGAUGAUGAUAGCGAUAACGACGAGGAUGGCGAUGGCAAAGACGGUAGUGCUGGUGGUGCUGGCCCCAGUGGCACCAGCGCCAGCGCCAGCAGCUCACACCUGAGCAAGAAAGCCAAGCUUUCCUAA